Molecule: messenger RNA, 3406 nt
Organism: Sciurus carolinensis (gray squirrel)
Lineage: Eukaryota; Metazoa; Chordata; Mammalia; Rodentia; Sciuridae
Gene: Mpp7
Product: MAGUK p55 scaffold protein 7
Exons: 20
Coding region: 328-2133 (601 amino acids)
Biological process (GO): protein localization to adherens junction
Cellular component (GO): cell-cell junction; plasma membrane
Molecular function (GO): protein binding
Source: RefSeq, a predicted model, not a curated record
UCGGUUACUCGCCGGGCUGGAGGUGGGGGCCGGUCUCCCACUGGGUUGGUGCGUUUUGCGUUCACCGCUCCGGAGCCGAGCCCGCUGGCUCCUGUUGGUCCUUUGCAGCUGCUCUGGUGGCUGCCUACUUACCCCCGGGCCCCAGGCUGCAGGGGCAAGAGCCAGCGCGCCUCCCUAGGACCACGGCUACCAGAGCAGAAAGGACUCAAACAGUAUAUAAAUCCUGGGCGACGAGACAGCGUGGUUGCAGGCCGUUGAACUGGAGCUCCCUGUGGCUUUCUGAGGCGAGAGUGUGUGGAGAGGGGUUCCUUGCCCGCAGGCUGCAUCAUGCCAGCUCUGUCCACGGGAUCUGCUAGUGACACAGGUCUCUAUGAGCUGUUGGCUGCACUGCCAGCCCAGCUGCAGCCACAUGUGGAUAGCCAGGAAGACCUGACCUUCCUCUGGGAUAUGUUUGGUGAAAAAAGCCUGCAUUCACUGGUAAAGAUUCAUGAAAAACUCCACUACUAUGAGAAGCAGUGCCCGGUGCCCAUUCUCCAUGGUGCGGCGGCCUUGGCCAAUGACCUGGCGGAAGAGCUUCAGAACAAGCCAUUAAACAGUGAGAUCAGAGAGCUGUUGAAACUACUGUCAAAACCCAACGUGAAGGCUUUGCUCUCUGUACAUGAUACGGUGGCUCAAAAGAAUUACGAUCCUGUACUGCCUCCUAUGCCUGAUGAUAUUGACGAUGAGGAAGACUCCGUAAAAAUAAUUCGUCUGGUGAAGAAUAGAGAACCACUGGGAGCUACCAUUAAGAAGGACGAGCAGACUGGGGCAAUUGUUGUGGCUAGAAUCAUGAGAGGAGGAGCUGCAGAUAGAAGUGGUCUUAUUCAUGUUGGUGAUGAACUUAGGGAAGUGAAUGGAAUACCAGUCGAGGAUAAACGACCUGAGGAAAUAAUACAGAUUUUGGGUCAGUCUCAGGGAGCAAUUACAUUUAAGAUUAUACCCAGCAUCAAAGAAGAGACACCCUCCAAAGAAGGCAAGAUGUUUAUCAAAGCCCUUUUUGACUACGAUCCUAAUGAGGAUAAGGCAAUUCCAUGUAAGGAAGCUGGGCUUUCUUUCAAAAAGGGAGAUAUUCUUCAGAUUAUGAGCCAAGAUGAUGCAACGUGGUGGCAAGCAAGGCAUGAAGGUGAUGCCAACCCCAGAGCUGGCUUGAUUCCCUCAAAGCAUUUCCAGGAAAGGAGAUUGGCUCUGAGACGACCAGAAAUACUAGUUCAGCCCCUGAAAGUUUCCAACAGGAAAUCAUAUGAGGAAGCAGUUGAGUGUGAGGAAAUUAAAGAGGAUGCUGAAUAUGCUGGUAACAACAGUGGAACAUAUAUAGCUGGUUUUAGAAGAAGUUUCCGUCUUAGCCGAAAAGAUAAGAAAACAAAUAAAUCCAUGUAUGAAUGCAAGAAGAGCGAUCAAUAUGAUACAGCAGACGUACCCACAUAUGAAGAAGUGACACCGUAUCGGCGACAAACUAAUGAGAAAUACAGACUUGUUGUCUUGGUUGGUCCUGUAGGAGUGGGGCUGAAUGAACUGAAGCGGAAGCUGCUGAUCAGUGAUACACAGCACUACGGUGUAACAGUGCCCCAUACCACCAGAGCGAGAAGAAGCCAGGAGAGUGAUGGUGUUGAAUAUAUUUUCAUUUCCAAACAUUUGUUUGAGACAGAUGUACAAAAUAACAAGUUCAUUGAAUAUGGUGAAUAUAAAAACAACUACUAUGGCACAAGUAUAGACUCAGUUCGGUCUGUCCUAGCUAAAAACAAAGUUUGUUUGUUGGAUGUUCAGCCUCAUACAGUGAAGCAUUUAAGGACACUAGAAUUUAAGCCCUAUGUGAUAUUUAUAAAACCGCCAUCCAUAGAGCGUCUGAGAGAGACGAGAAAAAAUGCAAAGAUUAUUUCAAGCAGAGAUGACCAAGGCACUGCAAAGCCCUUUACGGAAGAAGACUUCCAAGAAAUGAUUAAAUCUGCACAGAUAAUGGAAAGUCAAUAUGGCCAUCUUUUUGACAAAAUUAUAAUAAAUGAUGAUCUCACUGUGGCAUUUAAUGAGCUCAAAACAACUUUUGACAAAUUAGAGACAGAUACCCAUUGGGUACCAGUGAGCUGGUUGCAUUCAUAAUUACAUGAAAUUUCCACACUUGUGGUUUUUUUUUUUUUAACAUAGAAUGCAUGAUUAAAUCAGUUGCCAUUUGGUGGUAGAAUUUUUUAAUUAUAUCACUAUCAUAGAUGUAUAAUCUUGGUAAAAAUUGGUGGUUUCAUUUGUAUCUUUUCACAGCUUUAUUUGAAAUAUGUGUGAUUCUAAAAUCUAAAAAUCAAAAUGUGCUCAGUACUAUAUUCUGAGCAAAACUUUGGACCUUCCAGUUGUCUUUAAUAUAUCUCUGUCUGCAAUGUGAGGUUGGAUUUUUUAGAGACAUAGCUAGAGACAAUAUAGAUAGAUGUUUUGUACUCUAACUGGUCUCAUCUGUGGCCUCUGCCAUUCAAUUUAUAUGUUAGUAGUUGUAGGUAUUAACUAAAUAAUCUCAAGCAGCUCUACAAGCAGGUCAGCUUUGUAUUUCCAGGCAGAUCACCAUGGACUUAACUGGGCUGGCAGUAAGACAUAGUCUUCUUACUACUUUAAAAGUACAAACUUUUUCUUAUAUCUACAAAAUAUGUUCACAGUGUGUACAUUUUAAAAUCUUAAAGGAGUAACUGAAUAUUUACCUCGAGUGAGUGACCUCAUAUUAUAGUUUAAGAGUAGGUCCUAGGAGUAUAUAUCAGUGACAUAACAUGUAAGAAGGGAAAACAGACUUAUUUUUUAAUACAGAGGUCUCUCUGUGUUGCUCAGGCUGGCCUAGAAUUUAUCAUCCUCCUGCCUCACACUCCCAAGUAGCUGGAAUUACAGGUGUGUGCCACUACACCUGGCACAAUUGACUUUAAAAAUUAUUAUAAAUAUAACCAAUAGCCUUUCCAUAUGGUAUUAGUAAUAGUGAGCAAGAAAUAACUACAAAGGAUAUUUUUAUUUGUAAAUCUUCAGAAGACAUUGUUGGAGUCACCAAAAUGGUAUUUUGAGCAGGCUUUGGAUUUCCCUAAUAAAUUAUGUUAUUCCUGUUCUAAACCAUGUAAAACAUGUUUUAUAUGUUAGUGAUACAGUUAAAAAAUGAUCACUUUUCUCAUUUGUGCAGUUGAUCACCAUAUGUGUAAAUUGUGCUCUGUUUUAGAAAACUUUUUUAUGUAAUGUAACUUCUGUCACCAAAAUGAUUCUUAACACUGACCAUAUACCAUCUUAACCUAAAGAAGUAUAAGAAGGGCUGGGGAUGUGACUCAGUGGUAGAGUACUUGGCUAGUGUGCACAAGGCCCUGGGUUUGAUCUCCAGCACCACACACACACAAAAAAAAAAUAAGAAGAAGAAGAA